AAGAGAACGCGCGCUUCGAUUGCCUGCUAUCUUUAUUUUUGACUUUUGAUUUCUGCUUUCUUCUAGCUCAGCUGUGACACGCAGGACCGUCGCCACUCCACCAACGUCGCAAAGAUCUGCUUCGAUUUCGUCGCCGCUCACAGCAAAUAGCAUCAUCAUGGGCGACGUCGCACCUUCCUCGGCCCCGUUCUCGGUCCGAAGCGCCGCCGUGGAGCGCAACACCAACGAGACAAAGAUCAAGUGCAGCCUGAGCCUCGAUGUGCACCCGCAGCUGGCGCCUCAGGUUAUCAGCGUGAGGACGGGCAUCGGCUUCCUUGACCAUAUGCUCCACGCGCUCGCAAAGCACGGCGGCAUGUCGCUGUCGAUUGUCUGCGAUGGCGACCUGUGGAUCGAUGACCACCACUCUGCCGAGGACUGUGCCCUGGCACUGGGAGAGGCCUUCAAGGCAGCUCUGGGGCCUGUAAAGGGCAUCAAGCGCUACGGCACCGGGCAUGCGCCCCUCGACGAGGCACUGUCCCGCGCCGUCAUCGACAUCUCGUCGCGGCCCUACUGCGUCGCCGAGCUCGGCCUCAAGCGCGAAAAGAUUGGCGACCUCAGCUGCGAAAUGAUUCCUCACAUCUUUCACAGUUUCGCCAUGGCUGCCGGCGUCACGCUCCACGUUGACUGCCUCCGUGGAGACAACGAUCACCAUCGUUCCGAGUCAGCGUUCAAGGCUUUGGCGCUCGCCAUCAAAGAGGCUGUCUCGCGGACCGGUCUCGACGACGUCCCCUCCACAAAAGGCGUUCUGUGAAUGCGGUCGGAUCUCUCUCGCUUUGAAACGGACUUGGUCUACCCAACUAUCAUAGGGGAGAUCUGAUGUAGAAUACAUUGCCUGGGAUUGGACUUUAAUUUUGACUUUGACACACAAAGG
Molecule: messenger RNA, 910 nt
Organism: Acaromyces ingoldii
Lineage: Eukaryota; Fungi; Basidiomycota; Exobasidiomycetes; Exobasidiales; Cryptobasidiaceae
Product: putative HIS3-imidazoleglycerol-phosphate dehydratase
Exons: 4
Coding region: 158-790 (210 amino acids)
Biological process (GO): L-histidine biosynthetic process
Molecular function (GO): imidazoleglycerol-phosphate dehydratase activity
Source: RefSeq, a predicted model, not a curated record